Molecule: messenger RNA, 389 nt
Organism: Paramuricea clavata
Lineage: Eukaryota; Metazoa; Cnidaria; Anthozoa; Malacalcyonacea; Plexauridae
Source: the annotation of a GenBank genome assembly
AUGUUAUCACUCGCCUCAAGAGAAUUGAAUUACAGUUGCCAAUAACAUGCACAGGUCUACGAAAUGAAAACCCUACUUUGCCAAGUGGUACCUAUUACAUGUCCCUUAAUAACACGUCAUUUCCAGUCCACUGUGACAUGAGCUCCAAAAACGCUUCCGGUGUAACAGUAAUUGGACAUGACAGCGAAUCAAAAGUUGAAGUGAAUGGUUAUGAAAGUCCCGAAUCAUACAGAAGGAAAAUAAAAUACAACAUCGACAUGAGGCAGAUUGCUGAAAUUAUCAGCCGAUCUCAAAAAUGUGAACAGUUCGUAAAAUACGAAUGCUUGAAUGCUGGAUUUGGUUUUUCAAAACCUUAUUCUUGUUGGAUACACGACAGGGCUGGAAAAUGA